GUUAGUGAACCAUCAGGCCUCCAAUUCAACAUGUAUCAUCAGUCUGUAGAGGCUUUGAAUUAUGGAUUUGUCACGUUUUACAGAUAAACUCUGUUUACUGAUAACAACUUACAGGGCUCUGAACAUGGACUUCAUCGAGUGUCGAGAUGCAGAUUCAUGAGAAGAACGAUUACGAUGAAGCAGCAGGUGUGGGGGAGAUCUGACUCGGUGUGUGGGCCCGUGAGCGUGACACAGAGUGGAGGAUGAGGACUUUUAUUUCUGUGGGUGGAGGCGCUGAUGGAGGGGAGUCCCGCGGCCUCCGCAGCAGGGUGGGCAGGAUGAAGAAGCUCCUGUGGACCAGGCCCAGUCAUUGCGGAGACAUCCACACGAACACAGAGCCCGGCGUGUGGCUCACCAGCUUCCAGUCACUGGAUACAGAUGGGCAGUACAAGGAUCAGGUGCAGGAGUGGGGGGAGGAGGAGGAGGAAGGGGCAGUUUUUGGCAUCACACUGCGCAGGGAGCCCGUGCUGCCUAGCUCGGACCCAAAAGAGCCCUCCACGGCCUUCAGCUUUGCCCACUACCACACAGUGAAGCUGCGCAGACUGAAGGCCGCCACCCUGGAGCGUCUGAUCACACACCUGCUGGACCCCGAGCACCAGGAACCCGACUUCAUGCGAGUCUUCCUCUCCACCUACAGGGCCUUCACCUCCACGAGCACCCUCAUCGAGCUGCUGUUUCAGAGAGAGGACUCAAUCGCCAACCUGGACAACACUGUCUGCCCACGAAGUACCUUACCCCCGGUGAUCCGGCUGUGGCUGGAGGAAUACGGUGAAGACUUCCACAAGCCCCCCCAGUACUCGUCCCUCAGGCUGCUGUGUGUCCACCUGCGGCAUCGUCUCUGCUUCAGACGCCUGGCUCAGUCUGCAGAGACUCUCCUCAAGAGGCUGCAGGAUCAAGAUUGCAGCAAGGCUGCGUCAGAGCACAGCAGUGAAUAUUCGCAGCAGGAGCUCAGAGAUCAGGAGGGCGCAGGAGACACGUCCACGAAGGAGGAGGAGAAACACAACUUUAUGGACUUCCCUGUGCAGGAAGUGGCGCAGCAGCUGACCCGAUUGGAUGCUGAGCUGUUUGUCCGAGUGGUCCCCUUCCACUGCCUGGGCUGCAUCUGGUCCCAGCGCGACAAGAAGGAAAACCGAAACCUGGCGCCCACCGUCCGCGCCACCAUCUCCCAGUUCAACGCCGUCACCAACCGUGUCAUCACCUCUCUCCUCUGGAUGUCCUCGCCCAGCCCUUCCACUUCCUCUCCCAUCUCCUCCCUCUCCUCCUCGUCUAACUUCCUGUACCCCUCCACAGCCCCGAGCUCACCUCGCUGCUCUCACACCAGUCCCGCACACAGGGCACACAUCAUUGAGAGGUGGAUCCAUAUAGCUCAGGAGUGCCAUCAGCUGAAGAACUUCUCCUCUUUGAGGGCCAUCCUCUCCGCCCUGCAGUCCAAUGCUGUGUAUCGCCUCAAGAAGACCUGGGCUGCUGUCAGCAGGGAAAGCAUGAACACCUUCGACCACCUGUGUGAGACGUUCCCUGACGAGAACUGCGUGCUAACCAGCAGAGAGAUCCUGGUGGAGGAUGGGACUCACCCAGAUGGCAGUGCCACGCCGAGCUCAGUGUCCAGACACAUUAGCUUCAGCAGUGGCGUCGUGCCGUACCUCGGCACCUACCUGACCGUCCUCACCAUGCUGGAUACAGCGCUGACCGACACUGUGGAGGGUGGUCUUAUCAACUUUGAGAAGCACAGACGGGAGUUUGAGAUUCUCUCUCAGAUCCGGCAGCUUCAGGCUUCCUGCUCCCACUACAGCUUUCCAGUAAACCCUCAUAUCGCCACCUGGCUGCAGGCACACACACUGCUCACAGACCAGGAGAGUUAUGAGCUGUCUCGUGAGCUGGAGCCUCCUGUGGACCCAUGUCCCAACUCCCCCAACUCAUGGAGCAGCCGUCUGCUCACAAAGAAACUCACCUCGUUGCGAACAUCCAGUGAAAGCUCCCUCAGGAAGACCCACGCUGACCAGAUCAGCGUUUCUUCCUCUGGCUCCAGCAGUUCGGACAUGGAGGACCUCUCGGCCCCUCAGCCCUUCCCCCUCAGACUCAAACUCAAGACGCUCUCCGGCUCUCUCCACAACGUCGCAGAGGAUUUCUCCUCCGGCUCCUUGUCGUCGUCCUCUCCCAGUCUGUCCAGCUCCUCCUCAAACCCCGACCUCAGCUCUCCUUCUCUGGUGCAGAGCCCGGAGUCGCCGCCCUCCAGCUGCUCUCCUCAGCCCGCGCUGCCCGUCUACAACAAACAGGUCGCAGACUCGUGCAUCGUCAGGAUCAGCGUGGAGUCUGUCAGCAAUGGAAACGUCUACAAAAGCAUACUGCUCACCGGUCAGGAUCACACGCCUCAGGUGAUCCAGAGAGCUCUGGAGAAACACAACAUGGAGGACGUCAGCUGCUGCAGCUUCAACCUCUGCCAAAUGCUCAACAAUGGGAAAGAGCUCCAGAUACCUGAGAAAGCCAACGUAUUUUAUGCCAUGUGCACCUCCGCCAACUACGACUUUGUGCUGCGUCAGCGCUGGAGGAGCCACGGGAGGCGUCUGGGCUCCUCUUUCAGUCCCGGAGCCCAACCCAGGAGCCGCCACAGCAAGUGAACAGCAUCCAUAGGACUGUAAGGACGAUGACUAAAACACAGAGGAGCUGCUCGUCUGCAAACAGCCCAACAACACGUCUGAGGCCCUUUGGUUCAGAGCGGCUUGAUCUGCUGUACAGUGAUCUCACACAGACUCUCAUGCAACGGAGCUUCGACUGAAAAAGGAGUUUUUAUUAUGACCUAGUCUGCAAUGGGAAAACGUGUUGUACCGGGAGUUAUACUGGAAUGUCAAAAGAGUGACUUGAGAGAGGAGGAAUUUCCCCAGAAGUGAGACACCGAGAAGAAUCUGAGAAAGAAAUGUUGAGGAAUGAACCCCCCGGGACCUGUGGUGGGUUUGGAUUAUUGUGCAUCAUAAAGUGAGCACUGCUUCAGGUCUGGAUGAGGAUCAGCUGGUCUGCAGAUACAUACUUGAGUGAUUCUUCAGGAAAGAAAGUGGCAGCAGACCCACGCCUGCAGACUCUGCUGCAGUGUCCUGUUUUACGACAUACAGACAUGGGAUAUUUACUUCAGCCUGCAUGAGUCUCUCGUACUUUUAGUGGUGCAGAGUGCUCACUGUUGGCAACAUUUCAGUUGUGCCGAAUACUGAAACAAAUGGUGUUUGAACUCCAGGCAUUGAGAUUUCAUUUGCCUGGAGAGUAGGUAGUAAGUAUUCAGUCGUCUCCUAGUUGAGGAUUUAAAUGAUUUAAUGUAACUUAAUGUCAUUUUAUCAUUAUAAAUUAUUUAAUGCAAUGCCAGUAUUCAGCUUGUAGAGCAAAAGUGGGAAUCACUAUUUUUGGAGAGUCCGCCUACUGAUAGUUUUUGUAAAAUAUUAGUUGAAAUACUAAUGUUAGCUUUAUCUGGAGAUGUCUAACAGAUUAUCUUGAACAGACCUACAUAUAACCAGGAUUGUAUCUUCAUAUAUUGUCACAUAUACACUAAAGAUAAUCUGUUAAACAUCUCCAGAGAAACCUAGCUGUUUAAACUUUACAAAUACUCUCAGCUCUCCAAAGAAAGCGUUUCCCAGAAAUGUUGUUAGGAAAAUGUUUUUCUGUUUGUCUUGUUUUGUUUUCAUUGUCACACUGUUUCCGGACAUCACUUAAUGUACCUAAAUGGAUUUGGUAUCUCAGAAGGUCAACCCAAGUUAGCAUUAUUCUGAAUGGAGAAAGCUGACGUCUGCUUGAAUAAAUGGAAGAAGGCAUUGUGAGCACAUGGAAAUAUCUCUGCCGUAAGCAACAGGCCGUCUACAUCAGGAGGUAUGAAGCUCACUCGGCACGUGAAUGAGAUUAAUCUGAAGAAUGCAUCAUGGGUGUGAAAAUGAAGUGUGUUAUAUGUGAAUUUUUUUUUGAUAUCUCAGUGAUGUGAAAUCCUCCCCAAAACUCUAUGGCAGCUUUUACUAAGUACUAAAACUGAAAGCAAGUAUGAAAGGUUAAGACAAAUGUUAUAAUGGUUCACAUCAUGUUUAAAAUGCACAGAAUCAAAACACACACUGGUGAAGCGUCUCCUCAGUUUUGGGCAGGAUUUAGCUUCUCUGUUUGUUAUGAGUCAGGUGAGAGUCUAGCUGCUGCAAUAUAAAGUAUGAAGGAGGAGUCCCCACAGUGACUUCCUGUCUGUCUGUCUGUCUGUCUGUCUGUCUGUCUGUCUGUCUGUCUGUCUGUCUGUCUGUCUGUCUGUCUGUCUGUCUGUCUGUCUGUCUGUCUGUCUGUCUGUAUUAUUAUUUGUAUUGUUAUUAUAAGUAGGUUUUCAUGUACAUGCUCUCAUUUAAAUCUUAUCAGCGUUACUGUAUGUAAUACAUGCCUACAUGUCCUCGUCCUAAUAUUUUAUUUUAACAGAUUUUUUAUUUUUAAAGUUUAAUCUAAGCACUUGUUCUUUAUAAGUAGUACUAAUAAAGCCAAUUGACUAUUUA
Messenger RNA from Eleginops maclovinus (Patagonian blennie), 4535 nucleotides. RefSeq names its product ral guanine nucleotide dissociation stimulator-like 3a (gene rgl3a). Gene Ontology annotation, biological process: Ras protein signal transduction; positive regulation of GTPase activity. Lineage: Eukaryota; Metazoa; Chordata; Actinopteri; Perciformes; Eleginopidae. The transcript has 19 exons. The coding region runs from base 243 to 2654 and encodes 803 amino acids. The record is from RefSeq and is a predicted model, not a curated record. Gene Ontology annotation, cellular component: plasma membrane. Gene Ontology annotation, molecular function: guanyl-nucleotide exchange factor activity.